Messenger RNA from Naegleria gruberi, 801 nucleotides. RefSeq lists its product as uncharacterized. Gene Ontology annotation, molecular function: protein binding. The transcript is spliced from 2 exons. The record is from RefSeq and is a predicted model, not a curated record. NCBI's taxonomy places the organism in Eukaryota, Heterolobosea, Eutetramitea, Acrasida, Naegleriidae. The annotation marks the transcript as partial. Gene Ontology annotation, biological process: protein homooligomerization.
AUUCAAUUGAGUUUUGAUGGAGCAACCUUUACUACAACAAGAUCAACAUUAACAAUGGAUAAAGAUUCAAUGCUAUCUGUCAUGUUCCAAAAGAACUCUCCAUUCAAAAAGAUGACUAGAGAUUUUAAUCACCCAAUGAAACCAUACUUUGUAAUGAUGGACAGAAAUCCACAAUACUUUGAACCAAUUUUAAAUUAUUUGAGAUCUGGUGAGCUAGUAAUUAAUAAUGGUGUAAAUAUUAGAGGAGUUCAUUUGGAAUCUAAAUUUUGGGGACUUGCUGCCCUCACAGAAGAAAUUGAAAAACUAUUGGAACUGGAACGAUUGAGUGAAAUAAGGAAAAAUUUACAUGAUAAUCUCGAAUGUGAAUUGACAAGACAAGAUAUAAUCAAAGCAUUAAUGAACUGGUGGAUUGAUAAACUCCAAGGAUUAAAUCUUCCAGGUAUAGAUUUGAGUGGACUAGACCUGUCAAGUGUAAACUUUUCCAAAACAAAUCUCAAGAAUGCCAACCUUUCGCGAUGCACUCUCGAUUUCUCAGAGAUGAGAGAAACCAUCAUUGAGGGUUGUAACUUUUCCAAUGCCCACAUGUUCAAAAUAAUUAUCAAGAAUGCCAAUUGUAAAAAUGUAAAUUUCAGUGGAGCCUCACUUCGAGGAGCUAGUAUUACACAUUGUGAUAUGAAUGGAGCCAAUUUCAACUCAUCCGAUUUAGAACUUGCAGAUCUAUCCAACUCCAACCUUAGAAAUGCUGAUCUCUCAGGCGCAUCAAUGAAAGGAGUUCAAUUGAAAAACUGUGUCACCACAAAC